AUGGGAGAGCCUCGCCCUGGGGGAACCGCCUUCUUGAUCACGGUAUCCCCUACGCCAGUAAAUGGGCAUAAAGGGGGGGACGGCGCGUACGCAGUCCCCACUACCAAAAAUAACGCGUCCGAGUUAUCCACAUUAGGGAUAAUCGCAGGGGUCAACCCAACCGCAGUGCAAUGGGAGAGCCUCGCCCUGGGGGAACCGCCUUCU
Molecule: messenger RNA, 204 nt
Organism: Iphiclides podalirius (scarce swallowtail)
Lineage: Eukaryota; Metazoa; Arthropoda; Insecta; Lepidoptera; Papilionidae
Source: the annotation of a GenBank genome assembly